Messenger RNA from Symbiodinium necroappetens, 390 nucleotides. The record is from the annotation of a GenBank genome assembly. Lineage: Eukaryota; Dinophyceae; Suessiales; Symbiodiniaceae.
AUGGAAGCCGUGACUCUGGUUCUCAUCGCGUCCCUGGUGGCGCAUCUGUACUUCUGGCCAUAUCAGGCAGAUGACUGGAACCGUGCAGAGAUCUACCUGUUGAUCGUGAGCCUGACCAUUACAGGGAUGACUACUUGUCUUAUCGCCAACGACCUGCACUGGGCGAAGUCCACUUUGACGCAGCGCGUCCUGGUGUUCCUGAUUUGCUCUAUUGCUGGAGGAAUUUGCAUCGUCAUGAUGGUCACCUUCGCCCUGGCCUACCUGGCGGAGCGGCGCCAGAGGGCCGAGGCCAAGAAGGCGGAGGAAGCGUCGGCUGCCAGGUCUUUGUCACCGGGAAGGGAGGCCGCCGCUGAGCCUCGCGCUGAUUCAACAAGAACUGUAGAUGAUUAG